Molecule: messenger RNA, 3197 nt
Organism: Oldenlandia corymbosa var. corymbosa
Lineage: Eukaryota; Viridiplantae; Streptophyta; Magnoliopsida; Gentianales; Rubiaceae
Source: the annotation of a GenBank genome assembly
GCAGGAUGGUCUAAAAAUCCCAAAAACCACAAGAAAAUUGAAAAAGGGACAAAAAAAUUGAAACCAGUACAAACAAAUCUGGCAGCAAUAGCUCUCAUCAUUUUCACACUACAGUCUCUACAGAUACACCCAGAUGCAUGAUGAUCAUUAUCUUCAUAUAAUUACUUGUCACAUUACCACGGUAAAAAAGAAAAAAAAACCAUCACCAUGUUAGUUCAUGAUCCCUAUAUAUAUGUAGCCAAUCUAAUACCAAUACUUGACUCAAGCUAAAAAAAAAGAAAGAAAAACCAUGGCAUCCUCCUCAUCAUUCCAUUCUUUUUCUAAAAUGAGCCUUAUUUUGCCCUUGUGUUUAUUUCUCCUCCUCCUCCUAAUCUCACCAUCUCAAGGUGCUAAAAAUACCAAUUGUAACGGCCCAGAUGACGAGGGUUCGACCCUCCAAGUGUUCCAUAUCUACAGCAAAUGCUCACCAUUUAAACCAUCAAAGCCAAUGUCAUGGGAAGACAGUGUGCUCCAAAUGCAGUCAAAUGACCAGUCUAGGGUACUUUAUCUGUCUAGUUUAGUCGCCGGAAAAUCGGUCGUGCCGAUAGCUUCCGGGAGGCAAAUUACACAGAGCCCGACUUAUAUUGUGAGGGUGAAAAUUGGGACACCGGGUCAGACAUUGCUAAUGGCAAUGGAUACUAGCAACGAUGCUGCUUGGAUUCCAUGCAAUGGCUGUGUUGGAUGCCCUGCUUCCACUACGGUUUUCGAUUCCGCUAAGUCCACCAGUUUCCAGAAUGUUGGAUGUGGAGUUGCUGGCUGCCAACAGGUACCAAACCCUAGUUGCUUAGCCAAUACUUGCAGUUUCAACAUGACCUAUGGCGGCUCCAGCAUCGCAGCAAACCUCUCCAUCGACACUUUCCGGCUCGCAGCUGAUCCCAUUCCCUCUUACACCUUCGGUUGCCUCCAAAAGGCCACCGGAAACUCUGUUCCUCCCCAGGGCCUUCUUGGGCUUGGAAGAGGGCCCAUGUCUCUUUUGUCCCAAUCCCAAAGCCUCUAUCAGUCCACAUUUUCUUACUGCUUGCCCAGUUUCAAGGGCCUCAAUUUUACUGGAUCCCUCAGGUUGGGCCCAACUGGACAGCCCAAAAAUAUCAAAACAACUCCGUUGUUGAAGAAUCCAAGGAGAUCGUCCCUUUACUACGUUAAUUUGGUCGGAAUUAAGGUCGGAAAGAAAGUCGUGGAUAUUCCGGCGGAAGCCUUGGCUUUCAAUCCCACCACCGGCGCCGGCACAAUCAUUGAUUCCGGAACUGUGUUCACAAGGCUGGUUCAAGCAGCCUAUGUUCCGGUGAGAGAUGAGUUCCGGAGGAGGAUGGGAAAUGCAACGGUUUCAUCGCUGGGUGGAUUCGACACGUGUUACAAUGUUCCGGUCACCGUUCCGACCAUAACCUUCAUGUUUUCCGGCAUGAACGUCACUUUGCCACAGGACAACUUCUUGAUCCACAGCACCGCCGGCACAAUCACUUGCUUGGCCAUGGCGGAAGCGCCCGUCGGAAACGUGAACUCGGUGCUCAAUGUGAUCGCCAAUUUGCAGCAACAGAACCACAGGAUCCUCAUCGAUGUGCCCAACUCCAGGCUUGGUGUUGCUCGUGAGGCUUGCUCUUAAUUCCAAUAAACUUUUUGAUCAUCAUCAUCAUGUGUUUGAGCCCUUUUAAUUAUCGGUUCCGUACUAUAUAUUAGUAUGCAUCACCAUGUACUAAUCAGAAGAAUGGGGAUAUUCACAUUAUCGAAAUUGCCUCUAUGUAACAUUUUGUUUUAAAAUUUUCGAUCUUCUAUUUGCAACAUUUUGUUUUGUGACGCCUUCGAUCCAAAACUACUUGGCAAUGAAUGGGAAUGUUAAAGGAUUAUUGAUAACUUCUCGAUUUGGACAAUUUUCCAGCACAAUCAAUUUGAAUGAAUAGAGUUUCUUAAAUAGUGGAAACUAACAAAAUUUCAUCAGAACGGAGGUUUUGUGCAGGAAUCUCUGCUUCAUUAUUAUCACGAUAAUGUUGGUAUAGAUAUGAUGCAGAUCCCAAGACAGCCAACAGAAGUGACAUGACUUUCAGACAUGUCAUCUUGUCAUGGAAGAAGAUCACUGCAAGAACAGGUGCAAUUGGCAAGCUCACUACAUCCAUAACGUUCGAAAACAAGGAAGACACCUUGAAAAUUAGGCCAUAACUGCCAACUGUGUAAAUCUCCCAUGAAAUUGCUGUGCAAACCAGGUUGACAACGUAGAACGCUUUCCCUGAUCUAAACUCCUUCAUCUCCGUCUUUAAACUCCUCCAAUCUCCGCUGCCAUAAAGCCCGAUUAGGAUGGCGAGUGACGCGACCACAGAUAGGUAAACCGCUAGUUCGAGUACAAACUUGAAAGUGCUUUCCCUUUUGAUGACAUUUUGAAUAACAAGUUGAGUCAAACAAAGUGAAAGUGCAUGACUAGCUGAUGCUGCAACUGUGCAUAUAAUCCCCACUGAAUGAUUUUGUUUGUUGGAAGUAUCAUUGGCAGAAUGAUCAUUUUGGAAGGCUAGAAGUACCGUGGAGGCGGUAACCAACACAAUAGACUUUAUGAUAUAAGGAGUGAGUUUUUGUGAAUUGAGGAAGAAUGCAAAGAAAGUGCUGAAUGCCAAUUCGCUUGCACUAACCAAAGUGUAGGUUGAAACUGAGAGGUUCUGUAAACCAAAAGAGUACAACAAACAAAUCCCAGCUAGAAUAACACCAAGCAAAAUGUGUAUUGUACCAACGGUUAGAAUAGACGGUAGGAUAGUAGAAAUACUAACGGUUUCUGCCUUCUCAGAUGUCUUUUCAGGUGCUGGAUGAAUGAGAAAAGGAAUAAACAACGGGAAGCCAAUGUUUUGUACUAAUGAUGCCAUCCAUAUGCUCUUUCCGCCAUUUUCGAAAUACAUUCGACCCAGAAGCACGGCAACCGUCUGGCCGGCCAAGAUAGCUAGAGAAUAUAAAGCCAUUUCAAGCCACCAUGCACAGCUUCUAUCCCAAACCACCAACGAUCUCCUUGUGGCAAUUCCAUUGAGUGAUGUCAUCGCUUGUUUCUUCACCUAACAGUUACCUAUAAGAAGAACAAUAAUUUUUUUUUUCUCUCUCCAGUAUCAUCUAUACAAAGAAAUUAGGCUGCCAAUUUUGAGGUUCUGUUAAAUAUAGAAUGAGAAAGUCACAGAGAAGAGGUUGAUGGA